GUAGGCCUGGGAUGCUUGCAUGAUCCAAGGGUUAUGCAUGCUGAAGGAUUCCUGUUCUCGGCUGCUGCCUCUUCCAUUGUCUUGUGUCAUUCCAGGCAACUGCUGAACUGCACAGGAGUUACAAGUAACCUUACAAAGAAGCCAAAGAAACACGGAAGACAACUUUUGGGGCAUGCAAAUGAGUAGCAACAGCUCAAUGUCAAUCCAUUUUACAUUGUGUUUAUAUUACUGAGUAUUAGGAGUAAUCUUCAGUGUUAUUCUGAUGUUAGAUAAACUGCGUCCACGCUGCUGAUGACUAAAGACAGUUUUUGGAUAGCUUGUCAUCAAGUUAUCUAUCUGACAGAAAACUUAGCUGCCAUCACAUUGCAGUAGUGCAGUCGUAGAUGAAGGAAGGGUGAUUGGGAUCUCAGCAGUUCAGGCCAUGUGACUGGAGGGCUGCCUGCUUUGCAGAAAAUUGGGCUGCUGUCAAGUGCCCCACUGUAAAGGGUAUUUCUGAGCCACAGAUUUUACAUGGGUGUUUUUUGGAGGGGAAGAUCAGUUUAAAGACUGUUGUGGUCAAAACUGCAGUGCAUUAAGAAGUGCACAGCUUGGAAGAUCUUGCCUUAAUCUCCGUUCCUCUCUGAAUUUGAAAGCAAAAUAUUUCAAGGUGAGGCAGUCUUGUUGCCCUUUACCCACUGGAGAACUGUUCUUACGCUGCUUUAUGACCUGGAGUGUGAAUGAAGCAGUGUCCUGCUUGUACCUGGACAAGGAUUCUUUACCUAAAUGAGGGAAAAAGGAGUAAAUUUGUUUCUUGCUUUCUUUUCACCUUUCUGGAAACUUUCAGAUCUGCAGUAGGUGAUAAAACUGCUGUAGGGUUGGAGGGUUAAGACAAAGAGCAAGUGUUAACCCAGUUUUCAACACUUUAUUCUUGACCCUGCCCCUGACAUUGCAGCUUUGCAAGUUUUUGUGAUUGAUUUGUUUUUAUGUUCCAGAUGUUUUGCAGAGAAACAAUUUUCAGUAUUUAAUGAUCCAUUGUAACUAAAGCAGGAGAGGGGUUUUCUUUCUAUGUUAGUGUGAUAAAUAUUGCCAAACACUUUAAGAAAAGAACGAUGGAUGGGGGAGUAAGUGCCUAUUGUUAUUGCAAGGCAGGUAUUUUUGUCUGACAACGUAUUGAAGUGUUCUCUUUUUAAAACAGCAAGGAUUACUGGUUUAAAAUAAAAGAAGAUGGCUUAGCAAAGGUGAUUCUGAAUGGUCUUCAGAGCUGAAAUGGUUGUGUAUGUGUAAAGCUGAGGUUAAGAGAUUAUGAAAUACUGUCAGUGUGACUGUUACAUCAGUUAGGAAGGUGCUAAUUUUGCCUGUCAGUAACUGAGACAGCAUUUUGCCUUAGAUGUUUAUCAAAGAUGACUUUUCUUCUCUCAGACUUGGCUGAAAGUCUAUGAAGCUUUAAAUAAGCAUGAUCAGGUGGAAGAAACUUGAGUGCUGUUGGCCAAAAUUUUACUUCAGCGUUUAAAUUCUUUCAGUUUUUGACACUAUUUGGUAUAUACAAAUCCUUCCCAAUCAGUUAACCUAGUAUAGUCUUUUUAUUAUAAAAAUAAGCUUCAGUGUUGCUGUUAAGAUUUUCUAGAUCCAAACCAAUGACUUUUCUUUGAGUGUAGCCUCCACACCAAAGUGCUCAAAGAGGUAAUUACACUCAAAAAUAAAAGGCAGUGAAGAAGUUGUUACCAUGGAAUUAAGUAAAUCAAGAUAAAACACCAUUGCUUUCUCUAAUGCACAUAAGCUCUGAAGGGCUGGAAAUUGAGGACUUUCUGUAAUGCAAACAGCUUUCAUUUUAUGAAAUAGCUGGUAAUGUUAUAUCUUGCCAGCAAGUGUUUGGACUGCCAGUGAAAAUCUUUCAAAUUCAGAUUAACAGGGGGAUUCUAGGAGGGGAAUAACUAAAUUACUUCUAAAAGAAGUGACAUUUAGUAGAAAUGGUUCCCUGCUUUAACAAUAAUGAAGUCAGUGGUCUAAGAGCUUAUGACCUUAUGAAUUGGAGGAGGAAAUUCAGAAAUGGUUACCAGAACGUGUUACAGUAGGGCUGCCUUUAAUUUGCUUGUUUCGGACUUCUUGUUUGGCACCAAGUAUUGAAAUAACAUGGAAAAAUAGGGGGCAGAUCUGCUCAUAAACUGCUCUGUGUACCAGGCUGAGACUGCUUGUACAUUACAAUAAUUGUGUAGCACAAUGCUGAACGAUGAUUUAAACUGAACGGCUAAGGUGUGGGAAACAAGGAAGAUCUAUUCUCUUAACAAUGGCAGCAAAAUCAUCACUCCUCAAAGUAAUACUGCUAGGAGAUGGUGGAGUUGGGAAGAGUUCCCUUAUGAACAGAUAUGUCACCAACAAGUUUGAUGCACAGCUUUUUCAUACGAUUGGUGUGGAAUUCUUAAACAAAGAUUUGGAAGUGGAUGGACACUUUGUCACCCUGCAGAUCUGGGACACAGCAGGUCAGGAACGUUUUAGGAGCCUGCGGACUCCUUUCUACAGAGGUUCUGACUGUUGCUUGCUUACCUUCAGCGUGGAUGACUCUCAAAGCUUCCAAAACUUAAGCAACUGGAAGAAAGAGUUCAUUUAUUACGCAGAUGUCAAGGAGCCCGAAAGCUUUCCAUUUGUGAUAUUGGGUAACAAAGUUGAUAUAAGUGAGAGGCAGGUGUCUACGGAAGAAGCCCAAGACUGGUGCAGGAAUAACGGCAAUCAUCCCUAUUUUGAAACCAGUGCAAAAGAUGCCACUAAUGUUGCAGCAGCCUUUGAAGAAGCUGUUAGAAGAGUUCUAGCCUCUGAAGAUAGAUCGGAUCAUUUUAUUCAAACGGAUACAGUAAACCUCCAUCGGAAACCGAAACCUAGUUCAUCUUGUUGUUGACUUGACUUUUUUCUUUUUUGCCAAAUUACUUUCAACUAGCUUACUCUGUAAGAGGAUGGGAAAGAUGUAGAUAAAAUAACAGAUGGGUUCUGCUCUAAUACUGAAGUUGUGAUACUCUGCUGCUUUCCUGGAGGAGCAAAACAGAUUUCCAUCCACGAGUGACCCAUUAUUGAAUUAGUGACACUUCCUAUCAGGAAGGUGUCAAGUAAAAAUCUUAAUAUAAGAAUGUAAUUUGCCAACUGUAAAUGAGAAAUACUUUGAAUAUAAUUAAAACUUGAAGUUCUGGAAGCACUACUACGUGGAAACUGUUCUGGAAUUCAGAUACAAAGAAACUUUUAUAUGUAUAUAUAUUUUUAUGAAAUUAGCAUUCCAUUUUGUUUCACUAGAACUCAGUUUCUUAACAAUGCUAGAUAUUAAACUUUAGUCUCGCUGCAUUUCUUUGGAUGUGUGUGGAACUUCAUCUCUAAUGCAUUUACUACAAGUUAACAUAAAUUACCUUCAAGUUUUCUGUAAUUGCUAUAAUUUGUGUAGGUUUUUAAGUAGGAAAUAAAUUUCCUACCUAUUUAAUGUUCAUCUUCCUUUUGUUUACUUACUAUUCUAAUGCCAUAUGAAUUUUUCCAGCAGUUCAAUGCAAAAUGUGAUUUAUUUUUUUAAUGUCUUCCCCUUAUGUCCCAUUCUGGCAUGUUUCUGAUCAAUAGGGUAAAAAAAAAAAUCUGGAUAAACAAAGUAUUUUUCAUAACUGAAAAUGGAUACACGUACUUUAUUUGGUCAGCUUUAGUAACUCUUGGUAACCUACCAUAAUGUGGAUCUCCUCAAGAAAGCUUUUAGUAUACAGCCUUAAAGUUCUGACCUUAUUGUUCUUGUUCACCUGAGCUAUGAAUGUGUUUGUGAUCUCUGUACUGUGAAAUUAAGGAUUUGCAAUACAUAGGGAACUCAGGAAGCUCUUGACUUAGCAGGUAGUGACAGCUUUCCAGUCUAGUACAAGUAGGUACCUAUAACUAAUGUUUGAGCCAAAUUUGAUGCUUGUUUAAUAUGCCAUCGUAGGGUAGAGACUUAAACUUUGGGAUUACUGAACUCAUUAACUGACGGUGAGCAGAAACAAGUUCCAUGUUCAAUGGAUCAUCUUUCUACAGUGUUGCAGAUGAAGCCACAGGAUGUGCAUUUGAAGCUCUCCACUGCUGUCCCAUGGUAGAAUACUUGUAUGAGAAGUUCUUGAAAGCUGUCUCUCAAGAGUGCUCAAUAUCCUUUUAAUAGCAAACUUGAUAAUGCACUAUUGCUUCAAUGUGUAACCUGACUACAAGCAUGCCUGUUAGCGUACACAUUGUAGAGCUCAGAAGGAAAUCAGAGGCCUAUAGGACAGGCCGUGUUUCUCACUAAAUUAUGCAGACUCUGCUUUCUGUACUGCAACCUUUUUGUUGUAAUAGAGAAGCUUUUCUAGAUAGUACAGUAACAGCAGGAGUCUUAACGUGUUUGCUUUGUACCAGAUGUUAUUUAGAAGUAAAGCUUGCAAAACAAACUUCUUGUUGCUCUUAUAUGCUUUCCUCAACGUUUUCUAUGCUCAUUUGAACCUGUUUAUAACCAUGUUUACUCCACAGAUCUGCUGCUCCUGCUGCAAGGUGAUAUUUUGACAAAUUUUGCAUUCAAAGUCCUGUACAUACAGUGACAGAGUUGUGUUUUAAGUUUCAGUCACUGAACUGCUAAAUACAGGCUGACCUGCUGCUUCUGUGAUAUUCAGAUUUAUAGUGAGUGAAGGAAA
Molecule: messenger RNA, 4625 nt
Organism: Tympanuchus pallidicinctus (lesser prairie-chicken)
Lineage: Eukaryota; Metazoa; Chordata; Aves; Galliformes; Phasianidae
Gene: RAB9A
Product: RAB9A, member RAS oncogene family
Exons: 3
Coding region: 2264-2869 (201 amino acids)
Biological process (GO): Rab protein signal transduction; retrograde transport, endosome to Golgi
Cellular component (GO): lysosome; phagocytic vesicle; late endosome
Molecular function (GO): GTPase activity; GTP binding
Source: RefSeq, a predicted model, not a curated record